AUGAACAUAAGAAACACAAGUUCAUAUGAGAACAUAAGUAGAUGUUCAACAAAGAAAAAAAGUUUCUGAGAUUUUUUUACCAAUCAAAAACAGUUUCAUUGCUAUGUGGUGGGUGAAAGUGAUAUUGGUGGUGUUCUUGCCGUUUUCACAUCUACUCCAACAAGGUAGCAGCAGCGGUAGUAGUAGUACUUUUGAUCAAGAGCAUACAUGUCCACCUUCUUCUUGUGGCAAAAUUUCCAACAUAAGGUAUCCAUUCCGAUUAAAAGAUGACCCAAGACACUGCGGAGACAACCGGUAUGAGCUAUCUUGUGAAAAUAAUGUAACAACUUUAUAUUUAUACUCUGCAAAAUAUCAUGUCAAGUCCAUCAAUUACAACAGUUUCACAAUCCGGUUAGUCGAUCCUGGUAUUCAAGAAUCUAAUUGCUCUUCACUUCCUCUCAAUUUCUUGUCACGGUCAAAUUUCUGCGAUACUUAUGAAUCGGAGAGGAAAUACUGUACGGAUCCAUACCAAGCAGCAGGAUAUUAUUAUGAUGAUAGCCUUAUUUUUGAGCAUAUAGUAUACUUGAAUUGUAGCCAUCAAGUAACUAACAAUCAUAAAUAUGUUGAUACUGUUCCGUUCAUCAAUCCAAACUCAAAAGGGUAUUAUAUUUAUGCUAUGGCUGGUGAUUUAAUUGCUCAAGAUUUUCAAGUUGGUUGUGAUGUGAAAUUAGUUACUCCUACAUCUGGGCUCCGGAGUUUGAAAAGAAAACUAGUUUCUUAUGAUGAAAUGCACAAGGCGUUAGUGUAUGGAUUUGAGCUGUCAUGGUUAGAUCUUCCCUGUCAGAAUCAUUGCGGAGAUUCAGAGUAUUGUUCGUUCAACGUUACCACCGAGAAAUUUUAUUGCUAUCGCUUCUGCAAUAGUUUCUGGGGGGGAGAACCAGGCAACCGUCUGUGUGCAGGGAUAUGGUAUCAGCUGGGAGUAUACGCUAAAGAUCUUAUCAUCGCUAUUUGGAUAGGAUUAUUUGAAAUGAUAAAUGGACCAAACCAAAGAUACGAUGGUGAAACUGAGUAUCAAGUAGGAUUGGCAACAGGACACUAUGUUCUACCAUCAGUCUUGGCGGCUAGAUUUCUAUUUGGGAUGACAUUAUUUAUUGCCUUAUUGAUAUACAAAUGGAGGAAGAGGCAUUUGUCAAUGUUUGAAUAUAUUGAAAUGUAUCUACAACAACAAAAUAACCUCAUACCAAUUGGAUAUUCAUACAAAGAAAUUAAGAAAAUGGCUAAAGGUUUCAAAGACAAAUUGGGUGAAGGAGGUUUUGGAACUGUGUUUAAGGGCAAUCUACGUAGUGGACCUUGUGUGGCAAUCAAGAUGUUGGCUAGUUCGAAAGGUAAUGGACAAGAUUUUAUUAAUGAAGUAGCAACCAUCGGAAGGAUACAUCAUUUGAAUGUGGUGCAGUUAAUUGGAUUUUGUGCCGAGGGAUCAAAACGUGCUCUCGUUUAUGAUUUCAUGCCUAAUGGAUCUCUCGAUAAAUAUAUUUUCUCUAAAGAAGGAAGCCUAAAUAUAAGCUACAAUCAAAUUUUUGACAUAUCGAUUGGAGUAGCUCGUGGGAUUUCUUAUCUCCAUCAUGGAUGUGAAAUGAAGAUUUUGCAUUUUGAUAUCAAGCCUCACAACAUCCUUCUUGACGAGAACUUCACCCCAAAAGUCUCUGACUUUGGACUAGCUAAGUUAUAUCCUGUACAAAAUAGCAUUAUCACAAUGACUGCGGCAAGAGGUACAAUUGGAUAUAUGGCUCCAGAGUUGUUCUACAAAAAUCUUGGAGGAGUGUCCUAUAAGGCGGAUGUCUAUAGCUUUGGGAUGCUUUUGAUGGAAAUGGCAGGUAGAAGGAAAAACCUUAAUCCCCACGCGGAGCAUUCUAGCCAACUUUACUUUCCUUUAUGGAUUUAUGAUCAAGUUGAAAAAGAGCCUUUGGUGGACAUAGAAAUGGAAGAUACCACGGAGGAGGAAAAGAAAAUAGUAAAGAAGAUGAUCAUAGUCGCACUUUGGUGUAUACAAUUGAAACCAAAUGAUCGUCCCACAAUGAGUAAAGUAGUGGAGAUGCUCGAAGGAGACGUUGAAAGCCUUGAAAUACCUCCAAAGCCACUCCUUUAUCCACAAGAAACAGUUGUAGACGAUCAAAGAACUAACUUUGACCAAACAACGUCGAGUGAUUACACUAGUUCUUAUGAUUCUGGGGAAAUAGUAAAUGCUUCUCUUAUAGAGAAUAUUGAUUGAAUGUUCACAAAAUCAAUUGUCUGCAUCGACUUUAUCUUAAUAAACACUUGUUCUUAUGCUUCAUUUGUCAAUAUAUUUCCCCUGUUGUGUUCUACAUAGAAUGUUAGAGAAAGCUUCCCCUUCAUUUGAAGUCCCUAAUAUGUAAUAAUGUUAAAAUCUAAUUCUAUUACUCUAAGCCUAUAUUAUAUGGUAACAUGUUUUAUUA
This is a messenger RNA of Trifolium pratense (red clover), 2453 nucleotides long. RefSeq names its product rust resistance kinase Lr10-like. The transcript has 4 exons. Gene Ontology annotation, molecular function: protein kinase activity; ATP binding; polysaccharide binding. Gene Ontology annotation, biological process: protein phosphorylation. Bases 104 to 2248 code for a protein of 714 amino acids. The record is from RefSeq and is a predicted model, not a curated record. NCBI's taxonomy places the organism in Eukaryota, Viridiplantae, Streptophyta, Magnoliopsida, Fabales, Fabaceae.